UCCCCAGUCCCUCGGCUUUCCACCAUGGACCAGGAUUACGAGAGACGUCUCCUACGCCAAAUCAACAUACAGAAUGAAAACACAAUGCCUUGCGUAGCAGAGAUGAGAAGAACCCUGACACCUUCCAAUUCUCCGAUGUCUUCUCCUAGUAAGCAUGGUGACAGAUUCAUUCCCUCAAGAGCUGGGGCCAACUGGAGCAUCAACUUCCACAGAAUAAAUGAAAACGAAAAAUCACCAAGUCAAAACAGAAAAGCAAAGGAUGCUACAUCGGACAAUGGCAAAGAUGGCCUUGCUUACUCUGCCUUGCUGAAGAACGAACUCUUAGGAGCAGGGAUCGAGAAAGUGCAAGACCCACAGACGGAAGACAGGAGGCUGCAGCCGUCCACCCCGGAGAAGAAGUCUCUCUUCACCUAUUCGCUCAGCACAAAACGCUCCAGUCCAGACGAUGGCAACGAGGUCUCACCGUAUUCCCUGUCUCCUGUCAGCAACAAAAGUCAGAAGCUGCUAAGAUCACCUCGAAAACCCACUCGGAAAAUCUCAAAGAUUCCUUUCAAAGUGCUGGAUGCCCCAGAGCUGCAGGACGACUUCUACCUGAACCUGGUGGACUGGUCCUCUCUUAACGUCCUCAGCGUUGGCCUUGGGACUUGUGUUUAUCUGUGGAGCGCUUGUACUAGCCAGGUAACCCGACUGUGUGAUCUCUCUGUGGAAGGAGAUUCUGUAACAUCCGUGGGCUGGUCAGAACGGGGGAACUUAGUAGCUGUUGGCACUCACAAGGGCUUUGUACAGAUCUGGGAUGCAGCUGCAGGAAAAAAGCUCUCCAUGCUCGAAGGGCACACAGCCAGAGUUGGUGCCUUGGCAUGGAACGCGGACCAGCUGUCUUCUGGGAGUCGAGACAGGAUGAUCCUUCAGAGGGACAUCCGCACCCCACCCCUGCAGUCCGAGCGGCGGCUCCAGGGCCACAGGCAGGAGGUCUGUGGGCUCAAAUGGUCUACGGACCACCAGCUCCUGGCCUCUGGAGGAAAUGAUAAUAAGCUCCUUGUCUGGAAUCACUCCAGCCUGAGUCCUGUCCAACAAUACACAGAGCAUCUUGCGGCAGUAAAAGCUAUCGCCUGGUCUCCACACCAGCACGGACUCCUCGCCUCUGGCGGUGGGACAGCUGACCGCUGCAUACGCUUCUGGAACACGCUCACCGGGCAGCCUUUGCAGUGCAUCGACACUGGGUCGCAAGUGUGCAACCUGGCGUGGUCGAAACACGCCAACGAGCUAGUGAGUACCCACGGAUACUCGCAGAACCAGAUCCUCGUCUGGAAAUACCCCUCGUUAACUCAAGUAGCAAAGCUAACAGGGCACUCGUACCGAGUCUUAUAUCUGGCUAUGUCCCCCGAUGGGGAGGCCAUAGUUACAGGAGCCGGAGAUGAAACCUUGCGCUUCUGGAACGUCUUCAGUAAAACUCGCUCGACAAAGGAGUCUGUAUCCGUUCUCAACCUCUUCACCAGGAUACGAUAA
Molecule: messenger RNA, 1506 nt
Organism: Nipponia nippon (crested ibis)
Lineage: Eukaryota; Metazoa; Chordata; Aves; Pelecaniformes; Threskiornithidae
Source: RefSeq, a predicted model, not a curated record